Drosophila navojoa is the source of this 969-nucleotide messenger RNA. RefSeq names its product ubiquinone biosynthesis protein COQ3, mitochondrial (gene Coq3). Gene Ontology annotation, biological process: ubiquinone biosynthetic process. Gene Ontology annotation, cellular component: mitochondrion. Lineage: Eukaryota; Metazoa; Arthropoda; Insecta; Diptera; Drosophilidae. The record is from RefSeq and is a predicted model, not a curated record. Gene Ontology annotation, molecular function: 3-demethylubiquinol 3-O-methyltransferase activity; polyprenyldihydroxybenzoate methyltransferase activity.
AAACAGCUGGUUGUUAAAGCUCAAUACGUAAAAAUGAUUCGCAACCUAAGCUUGAUAAAGCGUAGCAACCUGUUGGCGAGGAAAAUCAACUUAGAUGCUAAUGCAGGUACUGGGUCUACGCAGCAAACAUCAGAAACAAUUCGCGAAGUUAAGCAUCAUGAAAACUUGGCCGCCAAUUGGUGGAAUAAGAAAGGUCCAAUGGCAGCACUGCAUGCCCUCAAUGAGAUUAGAGUUCCACUAAUACGAGAUGGAAUUGUGGCACGCGGCAAUGUAAAUUCACGUUAUAUAAACACAACAAAAGUCUUGAGUGGACAGUGCAUAUUGGAGGUUGGAUGUGGAGCUGGCUUACUGACCGAGCAACUUGCGCGCUUGGGCGCUCAAGUUACAGGCAUCGAUCUUGGUGAAGAACUGAUUAAAACAGCAAAAGAACAUUUGAGUAACUGCAGUGCAGAACUCUGUGAUAGAGUCCAAUACAAAAUGGAACCCAUCGACCAGCAUGUCAAAGCGAAUUUCGAGAGGUAUGAUGCGCUAGUAGUUUCUGAAGUUCUAGAGCAUGUUGACGAUAAGGUGGCUCUACUAAGCGCUUGCGUAAAGACUCUGAAACCUGGCGGCUCAAUAUUCAUAACCACCAUGAACAAAACCGUGCCAAUGUGGAUCGGCGGCGUCGUCAUUGGUGAAUAUAUCCUAAAUAUAGCACCUAAGGGCACACAUCACUGGGAUAAAAUGAUUGCACCACUGGAUGUGCAACGCAUAUUAGAUACAAUGAAUUGUCAAACCGUGCUCGUCAAUGGCAGCACCUACGAUUUUUGUCGCAACACUUGGCGUUGGAUCAACUCCACACAGCUCUGCUAUGCGCUGCAAGCUGUUAAACAGAUGCCAACUGAAUGCAGCUGAACAUUAUUUAAUAUUUAGAGUUAAGUCACUAUGUAAUAUGCUUAUAGUGUUUAUUUAAACUUCAUCAUCUUCUCG